AUGUAUUAUAAAUUACAGAAACGUAUCGGUCUGUAUUCCGUACAAAGUAUGGGGUCCUGCAGCCCAACGGUCUUCCGGUUGGUCAAUUCCACACCUGUCACGCCAGCUGGUUGGCCAAUGUGGCCUCCGCUUUCCCCGGUCCCGGUUUUACGGAGUACGGAAUACAUACGCAGUACGAUACGGACGGAGUACGGAGUAGUAUCAUCUCACAAUAACAAGUUUGGUGGCGACUUCGAUUUCCACUCCCGUACUACUACGACUUUACUGUUACUGCUACGUCCUUACUACUAUUUUAUGCUUCCGCCGGAACGGGAAAAAGGAAAUAAUUUUUUCAAUUGA
Aspergillus glaucus CBS 516.65 is the source of this 339-nucleotide messenger RNA. RefSeq lists its product as uncharacterized. The record is from RefSeq and is a predicted model, not a curated record. Lineage: Eukaryota; Fungi; Ascomycota; Eurotiomycetes; Eurotiales; Aspergillaceae. Bases 1 to 339 code for a protein of 112 amino acids. The transcript has a single exon.